UCGCUCGCUCUCGCGGCCGACUGGGGCGGCGACUCCGGGCGCCGGAGAGAGAGAAGGACGGAGGGACGGAGACGCCGAGAGGCAGCGUCGGCCCCCGCGCCCCGCUCUGCCGCCGGACCCGCGCUGCGAGGAGGUCCGACCUCGGUGCCCGGCGCUGCCGGCGGCGCCUCCAGUCGCGGCGUUACGGGGCGGAGGCCGUGUUUGAACGCAGCGCGCUGGGUUUGCUCUCUCCCGAGCUUGGCACCCGCCGGAGCUGCUCGUGCGUCUGCCGUCGGCCUGCUCGGCUGUCUGUCUGCCCGCCCACCGCCAGAUCGGUCCUCCGUCCUGGCCUCUCGGGGCCCCAGGUGCUGCGAGGGGCGAUGAAGAGCGCGGCGGGGCCGUGGAGCACGGGGCAGGGCGCGCGGGGCGCGCGGAGCGCGCGGGGCGGCGCCGGCCCAUGAGGCUUCCCAGCACGGGGCGCAGCAGCGCGCGCGGGCCAUGGGGGGCAGCCUGCGGGUGGCCGUGCUGGGCGCCCCCGGCGUGGGCAAGACAGCCAUCAUCCGCCAGUUCCUUUUCGGUGACUACCCCGAGCGCCACCGUCCCACGGACGGGCCGCGCCUCUACCGGCCCGCGGUGCUGCUCGACGGCGCUGUCUACGACCUGAGUAUCCGCGACGGCGAUGGUGCUGGCCCCGGUCAGAGCCCCGGGGGUCUAGAGGAGUGGCCAGACCCUAAGGAUUGGAACUUGCAGGACACGGACGCCUUUGUGCUAGUCUAUGACAUCUGCAGCCCGGACAGCUUUGACUACGUGAAGACGCUGCGGCAGCGCAUCGCGGAGACCAGGCCGGCAGGCGCACCCGAGGCGCCCAUCCUUGUGGUGGGCAACAAGCGGGAUCGGCAGCGGCUGCGCUUCGGCCCUCGGCGCACACUGGCCGCCCUGGUGCGCAGGGGCUGGCGCUGCGGCUACCUCGAGUGCUCCGCCAAGUACAAUUGGCACGUGCUGCGUCUCUUCCGCGAGCUGCUGCGCUGCGCUCUGGUGCGCGCACGCCCUGCGCACCCGGCUCUGCGCCUGCAGGGGGCGCUGCAUCCGGCGCGCUGCAGCCUCAUGUGACCGAAUUGGACGCUGCCGCCAAUUGCGGGGGGGCCUCCAUUUGACUGGAACAACCGGGGACCCGGAUUGGAUGAGAUUGCCCAACUUCUGUCGGGAUUGGACAGGACAGACUCUCCUCCCUGAUUGGCUGAGGAACGCUCCCACCCAGUCACCUGGGCGACAGACCUCUUUCUGAAUUUCAUUGGACACAGCCAGGCCCCAAGCCCCAUUGGACAAGAUUAGUCCUUCCUGGGGUUUCAUUGGGUCAUGAUCCGAUUGGAUGGAGGGGCUUGGCUAUGAACGUGAUUGGAAAGUCGCAGACUGCUCUUGGAGUUUCACUGGACGAACUGUUAAGUCACACCUCUCAGGAGGUAAUAAAAGGGUAAACAAUUCAAGUGC
This is a messenger RNA of Camelus dromedarius (Arabian camel), 1467 nucleotides long. RefSeq names its product RAS like family 10 member A (gene RASL10A). The record is from RefSeq and is a predicted model, not a curated record. Gene Ontology annotation, molecular function: GTPase activity; GTP binding. Lineage: Eukaryota; Metazoa; Chordata; Mammalia; Artiodactyla; Camelidae. The transcript is spliced from 3 exons. The coding region runs from base 478 to 1089 and encodes 203 amino acids.